AUGGGGGCGCAUGUGCUGGGUUUCGAGGUGGAGUUGGUGAUGGUUGAGGGAUUUAGUCGGGAUUCAUAUUGUGGGUUGGGUUGGGUCGGAGAAGGUGGUAGGAGGAGAGAGAAGAUGACGGUUAAGAAUGGAGGGGGAUAUCGGAGAAGAUGGAUUUUUUUGUUUGUGUUGGGCUGCCAUGGGUGGGUGUUGAGGGAGGGUUGCGACGGGGGAGAGUGGUGGGUUCUUCUGGUGCACAGAGGAGAAGCAACAACCAAACGUACAGUGCACGUUAUCACAAGUUGCCAAACGUACAGUGCACGUUAUCACAAGUUGCCAAAUGAAUUUAGGCAGCCUUCUCUGGUUCGUUUGCACCCUUUGGCAGCCUUGGUUGAUAGCUGCUGUGAACUGAUGAGAAAAAUUGGUCAUUUCACCCUCACGCAUGUGUAUAGAGGGAAGAAUGGAGUUGAUUGUCUUCCCAACUGGAGCUAUAACUUGGAUUUUGGGCUUGUUCAUUCUUGA
This is a messenger RNA of Prunus armeniaca (apricot), 501 nucleotides long. The record is from the annotation of a GenBank genome assembly. Lineage: Eukaryota; Viridiplantae; Streptophyta; Magnoliopsida; Rosales; Rosaceae.